Plasmodium berghei ANKA is the source of this 7239-nucleotide messenger RNA. Its product is annotated as conserved Plasmodium protein, unknown function. Gene Ontology annotation, biological process: mRNA splicing, via spliceosome. The coding region runs from base 1 to 7239 and encodes 2412 amino acids. Gene Ontology annotation, molecular function: protein binding; U2 snRNA binding. The record is from RefSeq and is a predicted model, not a curated record. Gene Ontology annotation, cellular component: nucleus; U2 snRNP. Lineage: Eukaryota; Apicomplexa; Aconoidasida; Haemosporida; Plasmodiidae. The transcript has 10 exons.
AUGAGUGUUUAUCAUUUAUAUAAUAAUAUAAUACCUAGUAAAUCAAUACGAACAGCAGUGUGUGCAAAUAUUAAAGGAAAUCAAAAAAAAUAUUUAAUGUAUGCGUGCAAUAAUUAUAUAAAUGUAUGUACUGUAGAUAAAAAUGGCUGCACAUAUGAUUAUUCUAACCAUUCAGUUUUUUGCGAAAUUCUAGAAUUACGAGAAUAUGUUCCAGAAAAAUUGAUUGAUAAAGAAAGAAAAGAAAAUGAAAAAAAAAUAGCAAACCAAACAAAAAAAAUAAAAAAAAAAGAAAAAGAUAAAUCACGAGAACAAGUAAAAUCAUACUUAUUUGUAUUGACAAAAAAAUAUAACUUAUUAUUAUUAGAAUUUAAUUUGAAAACUAAAGAUUUUAUUACAUUAAAUAGUAUAAAUUUAUCAGAAGUAAAUGGAAUGAAUAUUGAAGAAGAUAUAACAUUUUUAUUGGAUGAAAGGCAUAGGACUAUAUUAUUCUAUGGAUAUAAAAAUAUUUUAAAAUAUAUAUGUUUAGAAUAUGAUGAUUAUUUAAAUUUAUCACAUCUGUAUACAUUGAGGUUAGAUGAAAGACUUAUUAUUGAUAUGAUUUUCCUAAAAAACGACCAUAAUACAGUAUAUAAUAAUAGUAGUAAUAAUUCUAUUCUUAAAGAUAAUAAAUCUACAUCUAAAAGGAGUGUAGAGAAUAAUUCGGUUAAUAUUUAUAGUGAAGAAUAUGAAAAAACAAAUUUGUAUACGCAAAGUAGAACCGACAAUAGUUUUAAUAAAAAAUCGGAGCUUAAUACAGAUUAUUAUCAAAACAAAAAUAAAAAUCACAAACAUAGUAAUAACAACAUUAAUGAUAGCAGUUCUAGAUGCAAAUCAAUUGAAUCAAAACGAUGGCCUUUUGUUAAAAAAGAAGAAACAGAAAUAGAAAGUGAUAAAGAAAAUGAUUAUGAUAAUGAUAUAAAAAAAAAGUUAACUGAUACUGAUGGUGAAAAUAAUGGUGAUGUUUUUAAUAUUGAUUUUAAUAAAAUUAUGAACAAUGAAAAAAAUGAAAUCAAUAAAUAUUCAUCAGAAUCUAAAUGGAGAGACAAAAAAAAUAAUGUAGAUGCAACAAUUUGCAUAUUAUAUGAUUCUAAAAAUAAAGACUCAUAUAUAUACGAAAGAUAUAUAAGACUAAUCCCAAUUAAUAAUCGAAACGAAAACCGAAUAAAUUAUGAAACACCCAGUAAAUAUCGAAAUAAUACAAGCAAUAAUAAUAAUAAUAAUAAUAAUAAUAAUAAUAAUAAUAAUAAUAAUAAUAAUAUGACAUCUACCCAUUUUGUAGAUAAUGAAAAUAUGAAUAAUACAAGUAGUAAUGAUAUUCAUCAUAAAAAUUGUGAAAAAGAAAGUUUUAUUUUACCUAACUAUUAUAAAUCUAUUAUGGUAGAUUCAAGUAUUAAUAAAAUUGUUUGUUUAAAAAAAAAUAGAAUACUUUUAAUAGGGUUUCAAUUUAUAAAUUUUAUAAAUUUUGAAAGUAAUCAGGAUAAAAAUUUUUUUUUAAGUUCAGAAUUAAGAACAAUUAGAUGUGUUGAAAAAUUAGGAAAAAAUAAAUUUAUACUUGCAGAUGAUUAUGGCGACAUUUUUAUUUUGUCUUGUUUAUCAAAGUUAGAUAAUACAUCACAUAUGCUGAGAAGUUUCCAAAAUAAUGAUAACAAUUAUAGAAAUGAUAUAAUGAAUUGCAUAAGUCCCAUUGAUAAUAAUCAUAUUGUAAAAGAAAAAAACAAUUUUAAUUUCAAACGUAAUAAAGAAAAACGAAAUAGUAUUGAUGUGUGUACGAAUUUAGGAAGUUGGGGAUAUUCAGAUAUAGAAUCUAUUCAUCUUCAAUUUAUUGGAACCUGUUCUAGGUCGAAUGUUAUAGUUUCGAUUUAUUCAGACAUAAUAUUCUUAGGAUCCCAAGUAAGUGAUAGUUAUUUAUUGCGAAUGCACAACUAUCCUGUAAAUAGUAAUAUGGGUUCUAGUUUUGUUGGAAAUGCAUCUAAUAGUUUUGCAUUGAAUCCUAUUGAUACAAUUUUUCAAACAAAUGAGAAAUAUUAUGGUAAUUUAUAUAUAGAUAAUUUAAAUAAUGAUAAUAUAAAUACAAUUCAAAAUGAAUUUAAAAAUAAUUUGAGUGGUGAUAUACAUAGAAAUAAAACAGAUGUAAAUAUAAAAGAAGAAAAUAAAUUUUAUAUAGAAAUUUUAUCUUUUAUACAAAAUAUGGGACCUAUUUUAGAUUUUUGUUUAAUUGAAAAUAAAAAUGAUGAAAAAGAAAUAGUAACUUGUAACAGUUAUGGAAGAACAGGUUGUAUAUCUAUUAUACGUAAUGGAUUAAAGACAAAUAUAAUUUCAAAAUUAAAUUUUGAUAAAAUUACAAAUAUUUUUUCAGUUAAAUAUAUUAUAUAUUUGAAAAAGAACGAUUCAAAUGUUGAUGAUAAAGAAAAUAAUAUAAAUAGACAAGAAAGAUCAGGGAAAUUAAAAGAAUCAUUUCAAUUUAAAGUGUUUGCAACAUUAAACAAUAAAAAACAUGUUGAAAUUAAAGAUAUAGAUUUAUCUUUUUUAAAUAAAUAUUUUUUUGAAAAUGAAAAUGAUAUAAAUGUUUUGAAAUAUUCAAAUUUUAUUUAUUUUCAUAUUUUUAUGAUUUGUUUAUCAUAUGGCUUUCACACAAAAAUUAUUGGAGUAUGCAUUGAUAGAGAGCGUGAAAAAAUUUCAAAUAUAUCAAAAAAAAAUGGAAAAAAUAGAAAUACAAAUGAUUCUACUUUUAAUGAAUUUUAUUCAGUUUCAGAAGAAGAAAAUUACAAAAAAGAAAUUCAAAAUGAAAUAUUAUUAUGUGAAUAUGAAAAUACAGAUAUAGAAUUAAAUGUAAAUACUAUUUUUUUUAACAUAAUGAAUAAUUAUCCAUAUAUUGUUCAAGUAACUAAUGAGUGUAUAAAUUUAUUUUGUUGUUUAUCAAUCAAAUUGAUUUAUAAAUUAAAAUUUAACUUUAUUUGUAAAUUUUUUUUGUAUAAAGAUUAUUUAUAUAUAUAUUGUGAUAAUAGUAUAAAAAUAUAUACAAUUUAUGAUAAGGGUCUUAUUUUUUUAUAUCAAUAUAAAUUUGAUAAACCAAUUACUUAUAUUCAUAUAUAUAAAGGAUUUAUAUUGUCAUGUGUUUUUAGUAAUAAUAAGGUAAUUUUAUUUAAUAUAUGCUACAAGGAUAUAGUUGAAAUACGAAACAAAAUAUUAAAAAAUAUAGAAAAUAACGAAAUAAAACAUAUUCAAACAAUUAAAAAUAUAUUUACACCAGUAUGUCAUUAUAUUCCUGAACAAAAUUUUUUUACAUUUAUCUCAGAUAUUCGAAUAGUUGAAUUUAAUGAUAACUUGUAUUUAUUUAUUGGAUAUAAUAAUGGUGAUUUAGAAUAUUUUUUAUUAAGAGCACAUUGUGAAGUUAAAAAUAUUAAAAAAAUAAAAACAGAAAGAAACAAAAAAAUAAGGAAAAUUAGACAAUCAAACGAUACUUUUAAAAAUGAUUUAAUUCAAAAUACAAAUGUAUCUAAACAUUCUUUAAAUGCACAAAACAGAAAAAUAAAUUGUGAACAAGUUAUUAUAAAUUCUGACUGUUCAGGCAAUAAUCUUAGUAAACAUAUAUCUGAAGUAGCAUUCCAAAUUGAUAAAGAAAUAAAUUUACAAACUGAUCAAAUAAAAGAAAAUAAUAGUGAAUGUGAAGAAAAUAAAAGUGGUGAAAAUAACUUGAGAGACAAUAAUUCAAGCCCAAGUUCAAUCAAAAGCUAUUUCGAACUAAAUCAAAAAUAUGAAGGAAAUAAAAAAAAAUAUUUAAAUAUUUUAAAAAUACAUAAAGAAUUUUUAAAAAAAAAAAAAGCAUCAUUAAAAUAUAUAUAUAAAAAAAGUGAAGAUUUAAAUUGUGGUAUGAAUUAUAAAAUGAAUAAAAAUCGAAAUAAAAUAAUUAAUGAUAUUGAAAAAGAAAAGAAAUUAAAAAAAUCAAAAAUAAAAAUGUUAAAAUAUUUAUCAGAAAAUUAUAUAAAUAUAUUUAAUUAUUUUAAUUUUUCAAAAGAACAAUUUAGAAAUAUAUAUGAUUUCCAUAAAUUAUAUUCACAAAAUACUGAUCAAAUAAAAAUAGAAUCGAAAUUAUUUUACAAUAUAGAUAUUAAUUCAGAGAAUUUUAUUACCAUUGAUAAUUUUCUAAAAACUAAAUAUACUGAUAUCAAUUUAAAUAAUAAUAAAAGUGAUGUAGACAAGGGUUUAGACAACAUUAAAGAUGCAAUGUGUAAUGAUUAUAACAACUGUUAUAAUCAAAAUAAUUAUACAGAUUUUAUGAAUGAACAAACAAAUUAUAAUUGGAAAAAUCAAAAUGAAUUUUCAAAAUAUGAUAUGAAAAAUAUCCAUGAUGAUAUAGUAAGUGAAGACAGUUCAGGAACAGUAAUAAAAAAAACGAAGAAUUAUAAAUUUUUUUCGAAUACAAAUUUAUGGAAUACAGAAAGAAAAAAUAUUAGUGAUAAAGAUUUAUCAUUACAUCAUAGAAAUCAUAAAAUAUCAAAAGGGGAUAUAAUAAAAGAAGAUUCUAAUUGGAAUAGUAGUGAUAUUAUAAAUGAUAAUGAUGGAGAGGGAACUGAAAAAGAAUCGAGUUAUAUUAUUUUAAAUAAAAGACGAAUGAAUUAUUUUUUCAAUUUUUUCCAGGUUUAUGGAUUAGAAUCAGAUGAUUCUACCAUAAAUUUUUGCACUUUUAAAAGGAAAAAAUUAAAAAAAAAAGAAAAUUGUGAAAAAAAAAAAAAAAAAAAAAAAAAAUCCAAAAAUAAUUAUAAUCAAAAUUUUAAUAAAAUAAUUGAUAGCGACACAUAUGGAGAAAAAUAUUUAGACAUUGAAAAUGAAAUGAUAUAUUAUUCAUCUUUUAGUUUUUCAUCAAGUGAAACUGAAAAAAAUAAUACAAAAAAAAAACAUCCUUUUCAUAUUUUAAAAAAAUCAAGAAUGAGCCAUAAUAAUAAUAGUGAAAGUUGUACUGAAUUGGAAAGCAUAUCAUCAUCUUUAUGUACUAGUAAAAAAAGUGAAAAAGAAAAUGAAAUUUUAAAGAAUGCAAUAAAUAUUUUGAUGAAUUACAAUAAAAAUUAUGAUCUAAAUGGACAAAAUGAAAAUAAAAAAUAUCAAAAUAGUAUUAACAAUAAUGAUAACACAAAUAAACGAAAAAGAGAAAUUUCAAUAAAAAAUUUAGAUAAUGAAAAAAAUAAUAUUUAUAAUUUUAGUUAUACAAACAUAAAAUCUGAAACUUUUCCUAGAAAAGCUAAUAAAAUAAGUUUAGGGAUAGAAAUAAUUGAAAAAAUAUUAAUUAGAUGUUUAGAAAGAAAUAAAACAAAUAGGAAAGAAGAUAUAAACAAUAUAUCAAAUAAAAGAUUGAGGAACAAAUUAAGAAAUGAUAUUUUUUAUAAUAAAAAUAUAAAAUGGGAAGGUAAAAAGAACAGCCAAAAUAUUCCACAAACGUUUAGCUCAAGCGAAAGUUCCUUAUCUUGUUUACAAAAUUUAAAUAAUAUUUUUUUUGAUCAAAAAGUAUAUCUAAAAAAAUAUAUUGUUAAGAGUGAUAAUGUAUUACUAACGAAUAGAAGAAAAAUAAAUGUGUGUAAAUCUCCAAUAAAAUUUAAACAAUUUAGUAAAUUUUGUUCAGAAAAAAAUAAAAUUGAUAUAAAUAGUAAUAAUAAUACAUGUGUAAAAAAAUCAAAUUUUCUUUUUAUUUGUUCCGACAAUCCUAUAAUAAUUUAUUCUGAUAUUAAAAAAAAAAUAUCCUUAUCAAAAGUUUCUAUAAAAAAUAUAUUUUUGGUAGACAUAUUUAAUGAUUUUGAUUAUUUAAAUCCAUUUCAUAAUUUUAAUAGUUUUAAAAAAAAAAAUCAAAAUAAUUUAUAUUUUAUUUUUUUUGAUGGAUUAUCUUUAUAUAUAUCACAUUUAAAUGAAAUUAAUGAAACAUAUAUCCAAAAAAUACCAUUUUAUAGAACUGUUGAAAAAAUUGCUUUUCAUAAAGAGAGCGGUUUAUUAAUAACAUCAUGUCCUCCUGAAGAAAAACAUAAAACAAAUAAAAAUUUAAAACAAAUUAUAUGUUUUUUUAAUCCUUAUCAAAAUUCAUUUAAAUAUUCUUAUAUUAUUCCUUCAAAAUAUAAUGUGUCAAGUAUAUGUAUAUAUCAAAUUAAUAAAGAUAUAUAUCCAAAUAAAAGUAAUAUCAAUACAUUAAUAUGUGUAGGGACAGCUAAUAUUAAUGAUAGAGUUUCAGAGCCAUCAUCUGGUAAUAUCUAUAUUUUUUUUGCAAAGAAAAAAGAUAACUUAUUUGAAAUUAAGCAUAUAUAUACGCAUAAUGUUAACGUUGGUGGAAUAACGCACCUCAAACAAUUUUAUGAUAAGCUAAUUUCGACAAUUAAUAAUACGGUUGUUAUAUUAGAUAUUAGCGAUUUCCUCAUUAAUUUGGAUAAAUAUGUGGAUAACACAAACAAGCCAAUUAAACUCGAAAAUGAUGGAACGAUUGUAGAUGUAGCAUCCUUUACACCCAGUUCCUGGAUCAUGAGUCUUGAUGUGAUAGAAAAUUAUAUUGUGGUUGGAGAUAUAAUGACAUCUGUAACUAUACUAUCCUAUGAUUUUAAUAAUUCAACUUUAACUGAAGUUUGUAGAGAUUAUUCCAACGUAUGGUGCACAUUCGUUUGUGCAUUGUCAAAAAGUCACUUUUUAGUUUCAGACAUGGAAUCCAAUUUUCUUGUGUUUCAAAAGUCAAGCAUAAGAUAUAACGAUGAAGAUUCGUUUAAAUUAUCGAGAGUAGCAUUUUUCAACCAUGGGCAUGUUGUCAAUAAGAUGCUUCCUGUUUCAUUAUCCAGUCUAAUAGAAGAAGAAGAAGCACAAAAUGAAAUUUUGCGAAAAAAAGAAAGUAUUUUAUGUGCAUCAAGUGAAGGGUCAAUUAGUUCGAUAAUACCAUUUUCAAAUUUAACAAAUUUCAAAAAAGCUUUAUGCAUUGAAAUAGCAUUGAAUGAUAGUUUAUCAUUUAUUGGAAACAUAAAUAACAAUUCUAAUAAUACAUAUAAGAUGAAUUUGUCUGAAAAAUCAUGUAAAGGGGUUGUAGAUGGGGAACUAUUUAAAAUGUUUUUUUCUAUGCCUUUUGAAAAGCAAUUUAAAACAUAUAUUUAUGCAAAAUGGAUUGGAAAAAAAUUAAAUUGUAAAUUUGGAACCUUUGAAAAUUUUAUUUUAGACAUUGAAAAUUUGUGUAGUUUUUUAUGA